Molecule: messenger RNA, 930 nt
Organism: Hippopotamus amphibius kiboko
Lineage: Eukaryota; Metazoa; Chordata; Mammalia; Artiodactyla; Hippopotamidae
Product: olfactory receptor 4K13-like
Exons: 1
Coding region: 1-930 (309 amino acids)
Biological process (GO): G protein-coupled receptor signaling pathway
Cellular component (GO): membrane
Molecular function (GO): G protein-coupled receptor activity; olfactory receptor activity
Source: RefSeq, a predicted model, not a curated record
AUGGAAAGACAAAAUCACUCCAUAGUGUCUGAAUUUAUUUUGCUGGGACUCACAGAGUUUCAUGAGUUACAGAUUUUCUUUUUUUUCUUUUUCUCCAUUAUAUACAUAGCCAUUUUACUAAGCAACCUGAUUAUUAUCUUGGUAGUGAAAUUGGACCCUCAACUGCAGUCUCCCAUGUACUUCCUAUUGGUCAACCUCUCCUCUAUUGAUAUGUCUCUGGCCUCCUUUGCUACUCCUAAAAUGAUCAGUGACUUGAUUAGUGAAAAUAAGGCCAUUUCCUAUGACGGCUGCAUGGCCCAGAUGUUUUUCCUUCACCUUUUAGGUGGAAGUGAGAUGAUGUUGCUCGUAGCCAUGGCAAUUGAUAGAUUAAUUGCCAUAUUCAAACCCCUCCAUUACAAAAAUAUUAUGAGCCAUCGUAUUUGCAUCGAGCUUGCACUUUUCUCCUGGACUACUGGGUUUGUGCACACUAUUAGCCAAAUGGUUUUCACAGUGACUUUACCAUUCUGUGGCCCCAAUGUUGUGGAUAGUUUUUUUUGUGAUCUGCCUCAGGUGAUCAAACUCGCCUGCACUGACACUUAUGUCUUGGAGCUAUUAGUUAUUGCUUUCAGUGGACUACUUUCUUUGUUCUGUUUCAUCUUUCUGUUCAUCUCCUAUAGCAUCAUCCUGAUUACUGUCCAUCAAUGCUCCUCCAGUGGGUAUUCCAAGGCCAUGUCCACUCUUUCAGCCCACAUUACCGUGGUGGUACUAUUCUUUGGACCUUGCCUCUUUAUCUAUAUAUGGCCAUUCAGCCGUGUCUCCAUAGAUAAGAUCCUCUCUGUGUUUUAUACGAUUUUUACUCCCCUCUUAAAUCCAAUCAUCUACUCAUUUAGGAAUAAAGACAUGAAGAAAGCAAUCAUAAAAAUAAAGACCAGGCAUAUAAGUUCCAGAUAA